AUGCCAUUUGAUGAAGGUACGCUUCCUGUUCGUUACUUGGGUGUCCCUUUAAUCUCCACGAAGUUGGUUUAUAAGGAUUGUAAGAUUCUGAUCGAGAAGAUGGACAAACGUAUCAUAGAUUGGAGAAACAAAUCACUGUCAUUUGCAGGUAGAUUGCAGCUUAUUAAUUAUGUCCUAGCGUCUUUGCAUGUGUAUUGGGCUUCGGUUUUCAUCGUACCCUCUCGGUUUAUAAAAGACCUAGAAAAACGUAUGAGAAGUUUUCUGUGGUGUCAAGGGCCUAUGGUGAAGGGUAAGGCAAAAGUUGCUUGGAAGGAUGUAUGCUUACCCAAGUAUGAGGGAGGAUUAGCCAUUCGUAAGAUAAAGGAUGUUAACGAGUCUCUAAUGGCAUCUCAUAUAUGGACUUGGUUCGAUCAAUGGCAUCCCCAUUGUCCUCUUGCUGAUUUUAUUUCACAAAGAGAGGUUGCUAAAGCAUCGUUUAAUCAGAAUAGUAUAGUUGCGGACCUAAUUUUACAUGAUAGGUGGAUUUGGCCUCAAGCUUGGUAUGACAUGUUUCCUGUUUUAAUACAUGUCCAACCUCCUGAUUUGCAGCAACAUAAACUCGACUCUUUAAGUUGGCUGGACUCGUCAAAUAAUCAGGUUACAUUCUCGUCAAAGAGUGUGUGGGAUACCUUUCGUUUAAGGCAAGUUCAAGUAGACUGGGUUCAUCUUGUAUGGUUUCCUCAAAGUAUACCACGCCAUGCUUUUCAUAUGUGGCUCAUCUUUAACGGAAAACUGAAGACUCAUGAUAAAAUGAGGCAUUGGGACGUUGGAAGUGCUACUAACCUUAACUUACUUGUUUGUUCUUUAUGCAAAACAGGUCCGGAUUCUCUCGAGCAUCUCUUCUUUGAGUGCAGCUAUUCGGAGCAAAUAUGGUGUAUUAUUAAGAGAAAGGUAGGAAUGCAACACUUACCUACUAAAAGGAGGGACAUCGUUGAUUUCUUGCAACCUAAAGCUACGUCUAAGAAUACACCAAACGUAGCUAGGAUUCUUGGAGAUUGGAAGCUGUCGAUGGAUCUCAUACAACAAGGAAGCUAG
Molecule: messenger RNA, 1074 nt
Organism: Erigeron canadensis
Lineage: Eukaryota; Viridiplantae; Streptophyta; Magnoliopsida; Asterales; Asteraceae
Exons: 2
Coding region: 1-1074 (357 amino acids)
Source: RefSeq, a predicted model, not a curated record